Chanos chanos (milkfish) is the source of this 1275-nucleotide messenger RNA. It is a transcript of the gene asb4, whose product is annotated as ankyrin repeat and SOCS box containing 4. The record is from RefSeq and is a predicted model, not a curated record. Gene Ontology annotation, biological process: intracellular signal transduction. Lineage: Eukaryota; Metazoa; Chordata; Actinopteri; Gonorynchiformes; Chanidae. Gene Ontology annotation, molecular function: protein binding. The coding region runs from base 1 to 1275 and encodes 424 amino acids. The transcript is spliced from 5 exons. Gene Ontology annotation, cellular component: cytoplasm.
AUGGAGAAGCCAGUGUUGUCACGGAAGGAAGCUGUUGCGCAGCAGAAGGCACGGCUGUUGGACGCACUGAAGCGAAACGACGCAGAGGAAGUUUGGGAGAUCCUCCAUAGGACUGACAUAGACAUAGACACUGUAUUUGACGUAGAGGAUCGCAAUAUGAUCCUGGCGUCAUACAAACAAGGUUACUGGUUACCGGGUCACAAACUAGACUGUUCGUGGGCGAUGGGCAUCCAUGUAUGCAUGAUGUACAAUGCUGUGGACAGCGCUUUAGUCCUGCUACAGAAAGGGGCUGCGGUAAACAGGAAACCCAACGGGAAGACCCCACUGCACGUAGCAUGUGAGACUGCACAUCCUGAGUGCGUGGCUUUACUGCUGAGCCACGGAGCCAAGGUCAACAGCGUAGCACUCAGCGGCAAUAGCCCGCUGCACCACUGUAUCAAGCAUGAAUCGGCGAGCUGUGCCAAGCAGCUCAUACUCAAAGGGGCGAAUGUGAACAUGACUAGUCACAACAGUGAAGAGGAAACGCCACUGCAUACUGCUGCCCGCUAUGGCCUGCCCGAGCACACGGCACUGUACGCGUUGCAUGGUGCCGAUUUGAAUGCAAUGAACUCUCGAGGCGAAACCCCGCUCAUAACUGCUGCUUUCUGGGCAAUGUGCCCACGUGAACGCACAUACAGCUCUGAUCACCACCUGGUUUGUCGGAUACUGCUGGACUACGGCGCCAAACUCAAUUUGCAGGAAGAAGACAAGAAGAGCGCGUUGCACAAGGCCUCGUGGAACUGUGACCACACUCUAAUGCGUAUGCUGCUGGAGGCGGGUGCUGAUGCCCGUCUCAUGGACAUUAACGGCUGCGCGCCGAUUCAGUAUGUUCUUAAGACGACUCCUUUGCGGCCCAUGGCCACACCAGAGCUUUGCUACCAGGUGUUGCUUAACUAUGGCGCAGCAAGAGUCUACCCACCGCAGUUCCACAAGGUUUUGCAGUCAUGCCAUGACUACCCCAGGGCAGUGGAGGUUUUGGUCAACUCUUACGAGCGUCUCAAACCCACAAAGAAAUGGAGGGCGGCCAUUCCUGACAUCUGUUACGAGCAACAUAGGGAUUUCUAUGAUUCUUUGUUUGCCAUCUGCUCCAACACUCCACGCACUCUGCUGCAUCUGGCCAGAUGUGCGGUUCGUGCCACGAUGUUGACCCACUGUGAAGCUGCCGUCCAAAAACUCCCUGUCCCUCCUUCAGUCAAGAGAUACUUACUAUUGGACCCUGAGGGCAUCUUAUACUGA